This is a messenger RNA of Vidua chalybeata, 1519 nucleotides long. RefSeq lists its product as uncharacterized. The transcript is spliced from 6 exons. The record is from RefSeq and is a predicted model, not a curated record. The coding region runs from base 168 to 1178 and encodes 336 amino acids. Lineage: Eukaryota; Metazoa; Chordata; Aves; Passeriformes; Viduidae.
GAGAUGCCUGCAAUUUCCUGGUCUCCGGGUAGAUCAGGAAUGGCACCUGUUUGUAGAAGGGAGUGGCCUGGCCAAUCCCAAAAGUUUUGAUGAUUUCCUGAACCAUGAGUUUGUCCAGUAUUGCCUCUUGAAGAUGCCAUCUCCCAGAAGGGGAACGGCUCCAUCUAAUGCAGCUGUGCCUCUUCCUGUCUCCAGAGAUGAAGCGAAAGGCUGUGCUGAAGGCAGCAUUUCCUGGAGGAAGCAGUGGCCCAUUGGCAGCCCCUGCUGCAGGAAGUGAGGCGAUGCCAGGCACAGUCACAGGAGAUGAGCAUGCUAGCAAGGCUUCUCCAGCAGCUGGGAUGGAAGAUGGUUUGGAACCCUUGGGAGAUUCUGCAGGUGUGUCUGCAGGGAGGUCUUUUCAGGCUCCUUUCCUGGUUGCUGCGCACAAGCCCGGCUCCCAUCGCAGGGGUCCGCCGAGAGGGAGGAACAGAUCUACUAAACACAUGAAGUCCCUGGAGGCAUCCAAAGACCUGGACCAGAUGCUGAGUGAUCUGGAGAGACGCCGUGAGAUGGACCAAAGGGCUUUGCUGAAGGCAGCACUUCCUGAAGGAAGCAGUGGCUCCGUGCCAGCCCCCGAUACACGACGGGAGGAGAUGCCAGACAGUGCCACAGAAGACGUUAUCACUGAAACAGGAAUAUUUGCCCCGGAUCCAGUGCGCCUCCCAAGAAUUGUCUGCCCCCAGGAUGUGCGCAGGUCCUGCAUGAUAGGCACGGUGGUGACACUGUUCACCGUGCCCCUCGUGCUGAUCGGCUGCUAUCUUGGCAUUCGGAAGCUGUACCAGAGCAGACGGUCAGUUGUUGAUUUUUCUCCACAGCUUUCUUGUAACUCUGCUCAUAGCAUUGGUAGCCUGACUCGUAGUCAUGCUGCACUGGAGCUGUGGCCAGUCCGUGGUUGUCCAAAGAACUCUGCUGAGGGCUCUGCUGCUGCCCAGUGCUUUCAUUGGCCUCUUCAUUGCUGGGCCUUGUCCUGGGGGGCCCGCUGGGGCUGCAGCCAGUGCUGGCUCCCACUGAGGCUGCCAGGCCAAGAGCAGCCCCGGGGGCACAGGGCAGAGGCAGAGCAAGUUCUCAACAGUAUUUGGGCCACACAGCUCAGGACAGGACAGUGCUUAUUUAGUAGCUCAUGUAAAGUUUCAUGGUGACAGUGAUGUUACCAGACAAGCAAAUUUGCUGCAGUUCAGUGUUCAAACAAAUCCAACCUGAUGAAGGUUUGGCUUUGGCCUUGAGGCUUUGCUCUUUGUGUGAGCCCUGUUCUGGAUUGAUUCCCACUCAGUCUUGGAGCCUGUUUUGGGUGAAGGCUCAUCCCGGCCCUGACCCUUGGCAGUUCUGGGCUCAAAGGCACCGCCGAGGCCGCACUGCACGUGACUGGGCUUCAGGGCUCCAUUAGCAAAGGGCUUUGAGAAGUUUAAAUUACUGUAUUCUUACUCUUUGGUUUUCUUUAUGGAAUUCCUUCCCUUUUUUUUUAACUUAAUUUUAAAAAAAC